Molecule: messenger RNA, 2248 nt
Organism: Magallana angulata
Lineage: Eukaryota; Metazoa; Mollusca; Bivalvia; Ostreida; Ostreidae
Product: multiple epidermal growth factor-like domains protein 10
Exons: 4
Coding region: 407-991 (194 amino acids)
Molecular function (GO): scavenger receptor activity
Source: RefSeq, a predicted model, not a curated record
AGCUGACGUUAGAAUUAAUGUCGCAAUUGCAAAAAAUAGGUUAUAUUUAUUCCGAUGAAUGACAAAAAAAAAUAGAGGGGAAAAAAGAUUGCUGUCCGUGAGUAAUUGAAUAAAUAGCACAUUGUUGUAUUUUUGGUAUAGACUAGUUGCUUGAAAUAGCAUUUUUUUGUAUACAACAUGUAGUUAGAGCGUCUACGUUGUUUAAAUAAAUAUUAUGCCUACAUUUUAUUAUAAUUAACAGAACCGAACUUAUGUGUAAUUCAAAUGUAAAGUGUUUCCCUUUUAAAAUUCUUACAGACAUAUUUCCCCUUUACAUGUGUUGACGUUCUUAUUGCAACAUCAACAGGGAAUUUAUUUUAUUUCAGAAUAGUAUCCGAGAGUUUUAUACUAUGUUCUUUGUUUUGAAAUGGUCUGGUUGAUUUUAAUAUUUUUCCUUGCUGAAACUGGCGCCAUUCAGUGUGAGGGGGAUGGAUUAAAAUGUUGCUUAGACGAAGAGUGGGAUGAAUUCCUAGGAAAAUGCAGAAGUUGUAAGCCGGGCUAUUUUAGUUUUAAUUGCAACCAAACUUGUAAACUGCCUUUUUAUGGAAUUGGUUGCCAAAGUAAAUGCGACUGUCCUGAUGACAAAUGUGAUUUUGCAAAAGGUUGUCCAGAAAAAGAAACAAGCGGGGAUGUUUAUAUACCAGAUGAUGUGAAAGACUCUAGUACUACGUCCUUCACCAUGGAAACUAUGGGUAAUUUGACAAAUGAUAUGAAAAGAGAUAAAGAUUCUAUUUUGCUGGAACAUUCUAGAACCUGGUUUUCAACAAAGAACAUCUCUAUAUUGAUAUUUUCCGUAGUUGGUUUAAUUUUGAUAACGAUUGCUAUUCUGUUUACUCGAAAAGUGAUACUCAAAAUAUAUUCUGAACGGCGAAGAAAAAAAUGUUAUGAAUGCCCAACCGACAGACUAUCAGAACCAGUUCAUUAUGAAGUGAUCUCAAAUAUAGUAGUUUAAUACACUGGCGAGCGUUUCGUUCAUUUCGACAGCCCUGCAUACAAACAUAUAUGUUUAGUUAGGUGAUAGAUUAUUGUGAUACAUCUUAUGAAACAUUCAAGAAAAAACAAACAUGAACACAUUUUCAAUUAUCUGCCAAACUUUCGUUAUUAUUUUGUCGGUGCGCUCCCUUUGUUUGUUAAUAUACCCCGUGUUAUGAGAAGCAAUGUCAUGUUUCUCUUUUUACUUCAAGCUUAAUUGGCAGUCAGUUUAUUUUGAUGGUGAUUUAAUUUGUUUAAAAAUAUUGGUGGAUUUUUUCUUACGGUCAAUUGAAUUCUUGAAAUGAAAUGGAAGCAAAAUUUAAUAGUUUGCGAUUUUAUAUUUCCGCGAUUUGAUGCAAAACAGUUGAAUAGCGGUAUUAAGUACUCGCGCAAAAUAAUAGAUAUACAGUAUUAGAAAACCGGAGAGCUAGGACUUAACAAUCAUCUUGAAACAUCUUAAGGCAAACAAAAGGCAAAAUAAGUCUCUGUAACCAACAUAUGUUUUACUUUUACAAAAUACAAAUAAUUUUUAUUUUUUAUGUUUUAAUUCAAAAGUGAAAAUGACAGAUAAAAUGUUUAACACGACAUUAUGUUUUUUGUGACUCAUAAAUGAAAUAGUAGUAAUAAUGACACAUAAUUCAAACCAAGUGUUUCGUUUUAACAUUUCACUUUGUUAAAUGCUUUGUCUUUAACAUAAUAAGGCAUACUUUGGUCUUUGAUGUCUUUAAAAUUGAAUAUCAUAUGGUACAUCUUUAUAUAUAUUUAAUCAAAAACAUGUUUGAGACAUGGAACAAAUAAAGUUUUUAACGUGUUCAGAAUUUGAUUCUAAUAAAACUUUUCAACUCUAAAAAGGAAGUCAAAAGAUUGAUUCCUAAAACGAAUUGUCACAUCUUAUAAUUGAUAAAUAUUACUAGACUAAGUAUGUGAAUUUUCAUGACCAUUCAAAUUGACUCAAAGAUCCAGGAGGAACCAAGAAGCAUCAAAAUUGCACAAAACUCUUGAUGUUUCACUAUAUCUGAUACAAACAGUGACUGUGAUGAAAAGUUUCCGCAUGAAUAUUGCAUGAACUUUAUUUCCGGAAAUGAUUUUGUCUUAGUAUGUUAUUGAGUUGUGCAUUAUGACAUCAACAUUAAAUUGGGUUUGGAAUUAAAUAUAUGGAAUGCUUUGAAAUAGUUUGCCAUAUCUAUAUGUUAUUUGAUAUGUGAAAGAACCCUACUUGUGGGAAACAGAUAAGAAA